CUGGUAGCUGAGCUCCAGCUGAAAAAGCUCAGCCAAGCCCGUGUCAAAUCUAUCCGGCCGGCCGCGAGAGACGUCUCGGGAUAGAUCUCUCUUCUUACAAAACCUUCCCAGCAGAGUAUCUGAGACCCGUGGGCUCGGCCAAGAUGUUUUCUCUAGAUGGCAGACGAGCUUGAGGUUACACAGCUUGUCCGAUGUCGAGCUCAGCUUCCAAUCCCUUGUGUGAAAGGUGGAUCCCCGUCCGUCCCGUGCGGCCCCCGGCGGCGAUCUCAAACCCGAACAGCAACAUUCCGCAGACCGCAGCCAUGUCCGACAGCGGGAACACUCCCGGGUGUUGAAACGCGGUUGGGUUCAGACGAGUCAAAAAGACCAGGGUUGGACUUCAGGAACACUUGAUGAACCACAGCAGUUUUGGGAACAAAGAAGGGCCGUCACAUCUUCCGUCUCUGAACUAAAAUCAGAGCCGCAUGGACUAGGACAGUUUCAUCGGCGCCGGGCUUGGUGAGAGAGGCAUAUGUCCGGUCCACUGUCCUCACAGGCUCACAGCGAAAACCCCAUGGCC
Molecule: messenger RNA, 559 nt
Organism: Colletotrichum phormii
Lineage: Eukaryota; Fungi; Ascomycota; Sordariomycetes; Glomerellales; Glomerellaceae
Exons: 1
Coding region: 157-393 (78 amino acids)
Source: RefSeq, a predicted model, not a curated record